Molecule: messenger RNA, 4433 nt
Organism: Eurytemora carolleeae
Lineage: Eukaryota; Metazoa; Arthropoda; Copepoda; Calanoida; Temoridae
Product: tyrosine-protein phosphatase 99A
Exons: 37
Coding region: 302-4144 (1280 amino acids)
Biological process (GO): protein dephosphorylation
Molecular function (GO): protein tyrosine phosphatase activity; protein binding
Source: RefSeq, a predicted model, not a curated record
CCGCCACAAGGAGAAGUUCUGUUGAACCCUAUACUCCGGUAAUUUGUAAGUUCUGGUUUUAGGAUUUGAUUUGAUUGUGAACACAUUUGAGCUAAAAAUCAUCUUUAACUGUUUUCUAUUUUAAAACAUGAUAAACUCUAAACAGUGACAGGACUGUUAGAAUAUAAGAAGAGAAAAAAAGAACAUUUUUGGUGAAAAAUAUGCUUGUUUCUCGAUAGAAUCUAGUGAAUUGAUACAACGAAGGAAGGAAGAAAAGAUGGGACGGAAAAGUUAAAAAACUUCUCCAAGUCCAACCUUUAGCAUGGGAACCCAGGAGACCCCAACACUGGGGUUCGGAGGAAGAAUUCUUCUUCUUCUUUUCUCCAGAUUCGCUCUCAUUCAAGGAUCUACGCCAGUGUCGAGCUCCCUAACUGCGUCUACUGACAGUACGAUCAGCCUGGCCUGCUCCGACGUGACGGAGAACACCUAUGUUCUCCUCCUAGAGUGGAAAUGUGAAGGAAUCUGCUCAACACAGGGUUCUUCAACCCUUCUCAAGUUUACCAGAGGACGCGGAGUAACUGAACAAAAGGAUCCUAGGUUCAACCUGGAUACUCAGAGAUUCGAUCUGAACCUUACUGCUCUCAGGGUUGAAGAUGCCGGAAAAUAUUACUGUCUGGUUAAUAAUAAAGAAGAAUCUCAGGAUAAAAUAAACCUAAACGUACAAGCUCCGACCGAACCUCCUUCUCGUCCUCUGGUGAUGUCCUUCACCUCCCGGACUGUCACGUUGUCCUGGACCAAGCCGAGACCAUCCCCUAGUGCACCGCAGGACGUCAAAGGAUACGUGAUUACAGUCAAUAUUAUCAUUGUAUUUGAAAGGAAAAUUAAUUUUAUUUCUAAGAUCCAAGCAGUGAACAGUGUUGGACGCUCUCUACCUAGCCGACCUUCCUACCCAACUAUAACUCUCAGAGAAAAACCGUCGGAUAAACCCCAAGUAACAGCAGCACACAAUACUUCAUCUACUACAGUCUACUUGGAGUGGACUCCACCCCCUCCCUUGUCUUUACAUGGGGAGUUUCAGGGCUACAUUAUAUCCUACCGUCCCCGGGAUACCAAACCAACCGAAGCAAAAGAAAUCAAUAUCCCAGAUCAUAAAAAGAAGAGUUACACAAUCGAGGGUCUCUCCGUGUUCACCCAGUACCUGGUGUCCAUCAAGGUUUAUAAUCCUGAAGGAGCUGGACCUGAAACCAUUGUGGUUGUUAUGACAGACGAAGGAGCUCCGUCUGUACCUCGUGAGAUGAAGAUAUUAAAGGUUACAGAUACUAGUAUUCAGAUCUCAUGGUGGGAACCUGCCAGACAGAACGGAAUACUCCAGGGUUACCGAGUUUACUUCCGGUCUGGGAAUCUAACGAGUGUACAGUCUGUAGCAGACAACAGAUCUGCAGUUUCAGAAACUCUGAAAAAUCUGAAGCCGUACACCCGGUAUGAUGUGUGGGUGAGAGCUUUUACUGCCAAGCACGAGGGCAAACAGACGGAGAUUUCAACGGUCUGGACGGAUGUGAGACCACCAGGACCACCGGAAAUAGUAUCCCUCACGUGUCAAUCUGGGAACACAAUGUUUGUGAAGUGGAUUCGUCCAAAACUUUUCUUCCGAACCGUUGAUGUUUACUAUGUGAUGUACCGAGGGCGUGUCCAUGAAGGUGUACAGGGCGGAGUUGUCCAGGAGGAGGAGCAGUGGGAAGAGCAGAUUGUGGAGACCGUCAACAAUACCAUCAACCACAUGAUGUACUUGAACAACCUGACCACAAACCUGGCAUAUGAGGUGAAGGUUAAAGCUGGAACUAGAUCUCACAUAGGGUCUGGAGAACUACAUCUGGGGGACUGGUCUCCUGUUAGUGCAGUCUAUCUACAACCUGGAUGCGAGACUAUGAAGGAUUUUGUUCCAACCCGAACUGAGGAUAAGAUAAUAGUUCUUAACCUGGAGGAACAUCUCGGGAUGAUUGCAGGGAUUAUAUGCGGAGCUCUGGGCUUGCUUCUCAUCAUUUUUGCAAUUCUGAUUUGCAGACGAUACAACCAGGAUUCAUUCUACUAUGAGAACGAGAAGUUCUACAGUCCUCCUCCAGGAGCAGUAGAAGCUGGUGGAUGGGAUCUAGGACAUGGAGAAGAUUCUAACCAUGCAAUACCAGUUCAUCUCUUCCCCAAGCAUGUUACAGAUCUUCAUAUGAAUCAGGAGGUUGGAUUCUCUAAAGAGUAUGAGGAGAUUCGAGCAGCAAGUUGUCUGGACGAGUUUGCGGCAACAGAAGCACAAAAACCAGAUAACCUAGAAAAGAAUCGAUACCCAAAUAUCAUUGCAUUUGAUCAUACCCGUGUUCGUCUGAGAACUCUAGGAAGAGAUGGAAAGGUCAAGGAGAAGAAUGAAUAUCUGAAUGCUAACUAUGUAGACGGAUUUAGGAAACCCAGAGCAUAUAUUGCAACUCAAGGUCCCCUGGAAAGUACAACUGAUCUAUUCUGGAGUAUGAUUUAUGAGCAGAAUAUCUCUAUUAUUGUUAUGAUUACUCACCUCUUUGAAGGGGGCAAGGUAAAGUGUGACAUGUACUGGCCGGAGGAAGGUGAGGGAGACUACGGAGACCUAGCGGUCAGACUAGAGAGAGAAGAUGUACUUGCCUUCUAUACACUUAGGACAUUCACCCUGCGAAGUAAACUAAGCCAAGGGAAGAAGAAUAAGGGAGAAAAGAAGACUCGAACCGUGUACCAGUAUCAUUACACGGCCUGGCCUGAUCACGGGGUUCCUCUUCAUGCUUUACCUCUCAUCACCUUCGUUAGAAACUCAGCAGCUGCAAAUACGGAUAAUACAGCUCCUAUAGUUGUACACUGCAGUGCCGGCGUUGGAAGAACCGGUUGCUACAUAGUAAUUCACUCAAUGCUUCAGCAAAUCCUUGCCAGGGGGGAUCUAGAUAUAUUCUCCUUCCUUCAGCAUAUCAGGGGUCAGCGCAAUGGUUUAGUUCAGACUGAAGAGCAGUAUACAUUCAUCCAUGACGCCCUUGUAGAGGCAAUAGAGGCGGGAGAAACUCAUAUUACAAAGUCUUGUCUUCCAAAGUACAUCCACAGUCUGCAGUGUAUAGAUGUGACUGAUGAGAAACAGCUACCGCACAAAGUUAUAGAAAAACAGUAUAAGUUGGUGUGUGCCUACCAUGCUGGGAAGAGUCAGUACUCCACAGCUCUCAAGAUCUGUAAUCAAUCCAAGAAUCGAUCUCCAGAUCUUCUUCCCACUGACAGUCAUAGAGUAUUCCUAAGCCCCGGUUCUCCACAUGAAGGAUCAGAUUAUAUAAAUGCAUCUUGGCUUACAGGAUUCUACAACAGGAAAGGAUAUAUUGUAAGCCAGCAUCCUCUGGAUAAUACUGUUUCUGCCCUCUGGCAGCUGGUCUCCGAGCAGGAUAUCCUCGUCAUGGUUGUCCUCACUAACCUCGACAACGAGGACUACCGUCCCUUCUGGCCAACCUCCUACGGGUCGGAGAUGAUGUGGGACUCCGGGUAUAGUCAGUAUACUGUCUCACUCCUGGAGAUAGAUGAUUUCAGUCCAAGAACCAUUCGGCUUAGAUUAGAGACUGGAGGUGUGGUGAGGGAGGUUUGUUGCAUCGAGGUCAGCAACUGGCCGGCCCAGUGCUCUCCCCUCUCAACCGUAUUUGACCUCGUCAAGUUAGUAGACGAGGAGGCUUUGAGGAUGGGUGGAGGUUUGAGGGAUAACCCUAUACUAGUUAUAGACAGAAAUGGAGGAAGCCAGGCAGGAACAUUCUGUAGCCUAAUGUCUCUAUGGCAGCAGCUUGAGUUUGAAGGAUGUGUUGAUGUAUUCCAGCUUGCUAGAUUAUACCAUUAUAGUAGACCGGGCAUAUGGAGGUCUCAGGAGGACUACUUGUUCAUGUACUGUGCUCUGGAAGCGUACAUAACCAACAACGGUACAACAAUCCCUAGUCCAGUAGAUCUAGAUGGAUGGAGGAACGGAUACCAGCUUAAUGGUUGCGUAAGGGUCAGUAAGGUUUAUACAGACAGCGUCGAAGAGAGAGUAACCAAGGUGUGGGAGGGAGUGGGGAUGACGGAUAGUUUACGGAUUCCCCCUGAUGGCCAGGAAUCAGCUGCGCUUCUCAGGAACCUCGAGGAUGGGCUCAGCUGAGGACUAGCAACUCUCAGAAGAGAGACUAAACUUUAGACAUUGUUCUUCAAACCCCAUCCUGCAAUUUAUACUCAAACAUUAAAUGAGGAUUUUGAAUCUGCCAUGCACAAUUUUAGCUUAGACGUGUUUAAGCAAGUGAAACUCAGAAAUCAGUGAGCAAAAAUAUGUGAAAAAACUUAAUUAUCAAAACGGAAAUUCAACUUAUAGUCGAGUCAAGAUUCAGUAUAAUCAGUAUAAUUUGUCAAUAAGAAUACAGAACAAAUAAAGUUAAAUAAAUAAAAGAAAAGAC